UUCCAAAAUGCAUAACCACUUCAUCAUCACAUUUCUAAUCAUGUUCUUCCUCUACAAACCCUCAGCCGCUUUGCGCGACGGGCUCCAUGGCGGAUGGAAGCCGAUUCCGGACGUCACCGACCCUACGGUGGUCAGUAUCGGUGAGUUUGCCAUCGAUGAGCACAACAAGGAAUCCCAUGACUCUCUCAAAUUUUCAAACGUCAUUAAAGGAGAGGAACAAGUGGUGCAAGGAACGAAUUACAACCUGACGAUCACGGCAGCGUACGGUGGUGCUGAGAAGAAUUAUGUUGCUCUUGUUUGGGACAUACCGUGGCAGAAGUUCAGGAAGCUGGUGUCGUUUAAUGGACCUGUUUGAUGUUGAAUUUGCAUGUUUUUGUUUUCUAUAUUUAUUUGCAAUAUGUAACUGUUGCUGGUGAUUGGAAUUAUAUUUAUAAUUAAAAAAAGAGAUUAUAUGAUA
This is a messenger RNA of Helianthus annuus (common sunflower), 457 nucleotides long. Its product is annotated as cysteine proteinase inhibitor 5. NCBI's taxonomy places the organism in Eukaryota, Viridiplantae, Streptophyta, Magnoliopsida, Asterales, Asteraceae. The transcript has a single exon. The record is from RefSeq and is a predicted model, not a curated record. Gene Ontology annotation, molecular function: cysteine-type endopeptidase inhibitor activity. Bases 8 to 355 code for a protein of 115 amino acids.